AUGACAUCGCAAUUCAAAGAUGAAAAAAAUAUCCCUGUUUCAAAACAGGAGUUUCCGGGCAAGGAUAGGGACAUGCCCGAUCCUAAACCCACUCGUGAGGAGCUACCGGAUGCAGGCGGAACAAGCACAACGUAUAAAGCAGCGGAUAAGCUUCAUGGCAAAAGAGCGCUCAUAACUGGUGGUGAUAGUGGCAUAGGAGCAGCCACCGCGGUGUUAUUUGCAAAAGAAGGCGCUGUAUCGACAAUAGUUUACCUACCCGAAGAAGAAAAGGAUGCUCAAGAUACUAAGAAACAGGUUGAGUCUCUUGGGGGAACCUGCCAUCUAUUCGCCACAGAUCUUGCCAAGAGAGAGAAUUGCCAAAAAGCAAUUGACUUUUCCUUGGAAAAGAUGGGCGGGAUAGACAUUCUCUUUAAUAAUGCGGCUUAUCAAAUGAUGGUUGAGGAUAUUCUUGACUUGCCAGAAGACCAGUGGGUUCAUACAUUCAACAUUAACAUGCACUCUUAUUUUUACAUGGCCAAAUACGCUCUUAAGCACAUGCAGCGCGGCGCCGUCAUCAUCAACAACGCAUCUAUAAAUGCGUACAUUGGCCGGCCGGACUUGCUGGAUUAUACCUCUACCAAAGGAGCUAUAAUUUCAUUCACAAGGGGAUUGAGCAACCAGUAUAUCGGAAAGGGAAUUAGAGUCAACGCUGUCGCCCCAGGGCCAGUAUGGACUCCGUUGAUCCCCGCAACCAUGAAUGAAAAGGCGCAGAAAGAAUUCACCAGUCCGAUGGGUCGACCAGCCCAGCCCUCGGAAAUCGCAAGCUGUAUCGUGUUUCUUGCUUCAAUGGAUAGCUCGUGUGUCAGUGGGCAGACCAUUCACUGCAAUGGCGGGACUGUGGUGAAUGGCUGA
Trichoderma breve is the source of this 891-nucleotide messenger RNA. Its product is annotated as enoyl-(Acyl carrier protein) reductase domain-containing protein. Lineage: Eukaryota; Fungi; Ascomycota; Sordariomycetes; Hypocreales; Hypocreaceae. The record is from RefSeq and is a predicted model, not a curated record. Gene Ontology annotation, molecular function: oxidoreductase activity. The transcript has 4 exons. Bases 1 to 891 code for a protein of 296 amino acids.